Molecule: messenger RNA, 1392 nt
Organism: Aspergillus calidoustus
Lineage: Eukaryota; Fungi; Ascomycota; Eurotiomycetes; Eurotiales; Aspergillaceae
Source: the annotation of a GenBank genome assembly
AUGACUUCCACUAUAUCAAAUACGGCUGAUCCCGCGAUCGUGGAGCUCGAGAAUGCUAGAGACACCAAAGCACACCAUGACCCUCAUGCACCUGACGCUGACGAGCAAAAAGCCGAGAGUACCCCCUAUCGUCAAGACGUCUUUGGCAACGAAGAACAUGCAGAAGUCAAGUACAAAACACUGGAGUGGUGGCAAUGUGGCCUCCUCAUGGUCGCAGAAACCAUCUCCCUCGGCAUCCUCUCCAUCCCAAAAGCCAUCGCAGGACUAGGUGUCGCCCCUGCUCUUGUGAUCUUACUCUCAAUGGGCCUCGUUGCCUCUUAUACCGGCUAUGUAAUCGGACAGUUUAAAUGGCGGUAUCCUCACGUCGUGAGUAUGGCCGAUGCCGGUGAGGUGCUCAUGGGUCGCUUUGGGCGAGAGGUUCUGUUUAGCGGCCAGAUGCUGUUCCUGAUCUUCUUGAUGGCCAGCCAUAUUUUGACGUUUACGGUGGCCAUGAAUACCAUGACCGACCAUGGGACUUGCUCGCUGGUUUUUGGGGUUGUUGGGCUCAUUGUCUCGCUCAUCUUUUCGCUGCCCCGGACGAUGAAGAAUAUGUCGUGGCUUUCGCUUGCUUCAUUUAUUAGCAUCUUCUGCGCGGUUGUCAUCGCCAUGAUCGCCAUCGGCAUCCAGCACCCUGGAGGCCCCGUCAAAGCCACGACAGAAACAAGCCUCGUUACUGGGUUUACCUCGGCCUUGAACAUCAUCUUGUCCUACGCAAGCCACAACGCCUUCUUCAACAUGAUCGCCGAACUCAAGGAACCAAGGGACUUUCCGAAAGCCCUCACUCUCCUCCAAACCAUCGAUAUCUCGCUAUACCUCGUUGCAGGCGUGGUCAUCUACUACUAUGCCGGCGACGACGUAAAGUCACCGGCCCUGGGUUCUGUGAGCCCGCUCGUCUCGAAGAUUGCUUAUGGCGUUGCUCUUCCGACGAUUAUCCUCGCCGGUGUCAUAAACGGCCACAUUGCCUGCAAAUCUAUCUAUACACGUGUCUUCGCGGGGACUGAUCGUAUGCACAAGCGCGACAUUAUGGCCGUCGGCUCUUGGAUUGGGAUUGCCGUUGCGCUGUGGGUUGUUGCGUGGAUUAUCGCGACUGCUAUUCCCGUGUUUAGCACGCUGCUGAGUUUGAUGACUGCCCUCUUCGCCAGUUGGUUCAGUUUCAGCCUCCCCGGCGCCUUUUGGCUAUUCAUGAACAAGGGCCUGUGGUUUUCGUCGCCGAGGAAGAUUCUUCUCACCUGUGUCAAUGUCUUUUGCUUUGUUAUUGGCGUUGUUAUGUGUGGCCUUGGUGUGUAUGCCUCUGGAAAGGCGAUCCAUGAUGAUACCGGACGGGCGAGUUUCUCGUGUGCGAAUAAUGCGUAG